UGUAAUGUGCAAAGCAAAGUGCAAGGUGCAAAUGUCAAAUGAACGAUAAAAAAUAAUCACUAUUCAAUUUCGUAAUCGGUAGGUUCCAAAACGUUGAGAUUUUAUCAAAAGCUGAAGAGGUUUUUAUGUGAAUAUGUUAUCGCUGUGUAAACAGAGCUUCUCCCAAUCUCUGCAAAGAACGGCGAUAAGAUGCUUAGGCUCUGUCGUGCCUGAAGUCCGAGUCAACGAUUUUGGCGUGAAAAAUGAGCCUGUUUUGGAAUAUCUAAAAGGGUCUCCCGAGCGAGCGGCUAUAGAAAAAGCGCUCAGUGAAGUUGCCAAUAAAACCGAAGAUGUUCCAAUUGUUAUUGGAGACAAAGAGUUCAAAACAGAUGACGUCCGCUAUCAGGUAAUGCCGCACAAUCACAAGAAAAAAAUUGCGAAAUUCUACUAUGCCGAUGCGAAAUUGAUUAAUAAAGCCAUUGAGGUGGCCACCGAAACACAAAAGAAAUGGGACAAAACUCCAAUUUCUGAAAGGUUUAAGAUCUGGGAAAAGGCGGCUGAUUUAAUGGCUGGAAAAUACAGAGCCAAACUGAAUGCUGCUACAAUGUUAGGACAGGCAAAGACUGUCAUCCAAGCUGAAAUUGACUCUGCUGCUGAACUAAUCGAUUUCUUUAGAUUAAAUGCGUUUUUCCUGAAAGAAGCUCUUAAAUAUCAACCAAUUUCCGAAAAUCCCAAAGAAACGAAAAACUCGAUGAGAUACCGAGGCAUUGACGGUUUUAUUGCAGCGGUUUCGCCCUUUAAUUUCACUGCCAUUGGAGGAAACCUGGCUUACACGCCAGCAUUAAUGGGAAACGCCGUUUUGUGGAAACCGAGCGACACUGCUCUUCUGUCCAACUGGGUGAAUUUCAACAUCUGCUUGGAGGCUGGUGUUCCUCCAGGUGUCGUUAAUUUCGUUCCUUCAGAUGGCCCGGUAUUUGGCGAUACUAUCACUGCAUCACCUAAUUUAGCUGGAAUUAACUUUACAGGAAGUGUGCCAACUUUCUCUCGACUGUGGAAACAAGUGGGCCAAAACAUUGCCAAUUACAAAAACUUCCCGAGACUGAUCGGUGAAUGCGGAGGCAAGAAUUACCAUUUUGUUCAUCCCAGCGCCAAUGUGGAAUCAGUCGUGAAUGGCACUAUUAGAAGUGCUUUCGAGUUCUGUGGCCAAAAAUGCAGCGCUUGCAGCAGGAUGUAUGUUCCUGAAUCUUUGUGGUCGAAGAUCAAGGGCCCACUAUUGGCCAAGCGCGCUGAACUGAAAAUUGGCGACCCAACUGACUACAACAGUUUCACCUCCGCUGUGAUAGACGACAAAGCAUUUAAACGAAUUUCUGGCUAUAUAGAGCAUGCCAAGAAGUCUAGCAACUUGGAAAUUAUUGGAGGAGGCAAAUGCGACGACAGCACCGGAUAUUUCAUCGAACCAACGAUUGUUCAAGCCAAAGAUCCUAAAGAUAAAAUCAUGACUGAAGAAAUCUUCGGCCCCGUUUUGAGUAUUUAUGUUUACCCGGAUAAUAAAGUACAGGAAACGUUGAAUUUGGUUGGAAGCUCGACGCAAUUUGCGUUAACUGGUGCAGUUUUUGCUCAAGAUGAAGCAUUCCUUAAAAGUGCUAUAGAAGAUCUGAAGAUGACCGCUGGAAAUUUCUAUAUCAAUGAUAAAUCUACUGGCAGCGUUGUUGGCCAGCAGCCUUUCGGAGGAGCAAGAUUAUCAGGAACAAAUGACAAAGCUGGAGGCCCGUAUUAUGCUCUUAGAUGGGGCAAUCCUCAAGCUAUUAAGGAAACGUUCGUUCCCUUAACGCAAAUCGACUAUCCCUACAUGAAACAAUAAUUUAUCAGAGUGAGUACUCCCGUUUUAUUCAGUAGGUAAUUGUCAUCAAUUUAAAAUAAGUUUUGUGAUAGACUGUCAGUUAACUGUUGUAGGAGAAAGUUAACUAGAAAUUGGUCUAAUAUUGCUUUAAUAAUUAAUGCCGUAUUAUUAAUUAGAUAUACUUGAAUGAUUUCAAUGAAAGUAUUAUUGAUUUUUUUCUGGCCUUUUUCAUGCUAUGCGAUAUCAGACAGACCAGUUGAAGUAGACAGAUGCAUGUUCAUGUACAUCCAAAAAGCAUUAUUCCCAGUAAUUAAUUUUGUACAGUUGGUAUCUCAAAUAAUAGCGAUUUAAAAUAAAAUGUAAUGACAAUAUUAAUAUUACACAAUUUGUUGUAUAUUGGAAAACGUACUUCGGAUUAACUUUUACUAUAGAGAAAACUUUUCAACGACUCCUCUUAAUCGCGUGAAUUAGUCAAUUCAGUAAAUAUGAAUUCGAGGUAAUGUUUCUAAAUUAGAUACUUGAUAUCAUAUUAAUGUAAGUAAUGUAGUAAACAUAGCUCUCAUUAUUUAUUGAUUAUGGUUCUUGUUUUCCGAUGUGCUAAUCUUUUUAGUCAAAAUACUUUGCCUAGUUACAUAAAAUAUCUGCCGGAUGAAACCGAGUUUAAAAACACACAGAGUUAUAAAUUAUUGAAAGAUAUUGUUAAUUUUAUUUAAGAUUUAACUGUACCUAUUUACGUAUAUUUAUUUAUUUUGUCUAGGGUUUCCCCGUCACUUUAAAAUAAGUAUUAUGUAAAAUCUAUAGCAAUAAAAUUGCUUUGUUGUUA
This is a messenger RNA of Dendroctonus ponderosae (mountain pine beetle), 2642 nucleotides long. It is a transcript of the gene P5CDh1, whose product is annotated as delta-1-pyrroline-5-carboxylate dehydrogenase, mitochondrial. Bases 134 to 1840 code for a protein of 568 amino acids. Lineage: Eukaryota; Metazoa; Arthropoda; Insecta; Coleoptera; Curculionidae. Gene Ontology annotation, molecular function: L-glutamate gamma-semialdehyde dehydrogenase (NAD+) activity. The transcript is spliced from 11 exons. The record is from RefSeq and is a predicted model, not a curated record. Gene Ontology annotation, cellular component: mitochondrial matrix.